UAGAAAGCUGUUCUAAAAAAUUUGUUUAUAAUAAUUAAUUUAAAUUUUUCUAAUACACUUUAUAUUAAAAAUUUUAAUUUUAUCAUAAAAAUGAUUUAGUAAUAAACUUUGUAAAUAAAUAAGCAUAUACUUUGUGAAAGCGUGUAAUCCCAAGCAUACUUGGAGUGGUAAAUAAAUCAGCUGAUGUAUGUGACAAGUCAUAAAAGAAAUUUACAUUUCAAAAAUUUUUCAUAAUUAAAAUGGUGAGACUAGUAUAUGCAGAAGAGUGUCUUUUAAAUUAUUUAGAAUCAUUAGCACAAUCGGAUGCUUACACUGUGGGGUUAAUUUUAGGACAGAGUACUCCAGAUAAAGAUUAUGUGAUACAUUUGGCAAGAACUCCGCCUCCAGCAUCAAAAGAUGUCAUUGAAGAACCUUUAAUUGGUUCCCAAACGAGUACCCAACACGAAUUAUCACCUAAAUUCAUCAAAUCUAUCAAUGAUGUACCUGGAAGUUGGGUUGCUGAUCAUGCAAAGCAUGUUACACGAAUGCUUCCAGGAGGAAUGUGGAUAUUGGGGAUAUUUAUCAUCGGACCAGAAGAUUGUUUAAAUAACAAUGAUUCCACACAAAGACUGAAGUCAAUUAUCACAAUGAUUCAUAGGAAUGUAGAAUCUGAUCCAUAUUUAUUUGGAACCAAUCCUCAUGACAGUAUCAUUCUUGCAUUUAACAGUAGAACAAAAAAAUUUUCCAGUAAAUCAUUUAAUGAUAAAGAGAACGGAAUAUUGAAACCAACAGAAUGGAAGUUUCAGCCAAAACCAACAAAAUGGUAUCAAUUAGAUACUCACGUAGAUUUUGAUCAAAUAUUUCCAAUAAUAAAAAGUUUACAAUCAGAAAAUCUAAAACAGCAGUUUCAAAAUAUUUUAGAAGAUGUUUCAAAUAAAAUAGAAUCAGGAAUUGUUGUGAUAGAAAACGAACCAAUGGCUCAAAGUGAUGCAAUUGAUAUUUUGGGAGAGAAAAAGAAGAAGGAUAAAAAAGAAUCAAAAAGUAGUGAUUCUACUUCCAAUAGUAGAGCAUUAAAAGCUGUCAUUUACAUUCCAAGUACGCCUAUUAAAUCAUCAAGCUCGCACAUUAAGCGUGAACAUUUCAGUGCCUCAAUACGACUGUUAGGUCAGUUAUCAAGCAGAACUUUUGUUCAUCAAUCAUCAACAAUUGGAGAUGCUACAAAUGCAAUUAAGCAAGAUAUCAUGAGAUCGAUGGCUAGUAGGCUUGAAAUGCAUUGGGAUAGUUUAAUUGAAGAAGAAAAUGCACUUCCAGAAGAUAAUAUAACUCUUCAUGAGCCACCAAGGCGAGUCUUAGUUGCACUGCCAAAAAGUAAAAUAACUUUAUCGGACUAUCUUUUUCCUGGAGAAGGUCCUCAGGAAGCUCUGAUUUCUCUUCAAGAGCUUCUAGACUUAGAAGUACAAGAAAGUAGUGUUCAGAAAGAGUUUGAACUUCAAGCAGAUCCUUCAGAAUUUUAUUGUCAAAAUGACAUAAUAACAGAGCCAACUGAACAGAAAAAAUUAAAAGAAAAUAACAAAUUAUUUUUAUAUAUCUCAGGUAUUGGUGUAGCAAUAAUUAUCGUAAUUAUCGCAAUUUUAAUACGUUAUUUAUAUUAAUUUAUCUGUAAUUUGAUGUAAUAUUCAAAUUCAAAUAAAAUAAAAUAAUGAUUUUAUAUUGUUCAAAUUAUAAAUAAUAAUUCACGGUGGAGACAAGUGAAACAAAAAUUG
Chelonus insularis is the source of this 1742-nucleotide messenger RNA. Its product is annotated as protein odr-4 homolog. NCBI's taxonomy places the organism in Eukaryota, Metazoa, Arthropoda, Insecta, Hymenoptera, Braconidae. Gene Ontology annotation, biological process: intracellular protein localization. The transcript is spliced from 6 exons. Bases 240 to 1631 code for a protein of 463 amino acids. Gene Ontology annotation, cellular component: endomembrane system. The record is from RefSeq and is a predicted model, not a curated record.